Molecule: messenger RNA, 1377 nt
Organism: Haemonchus placei
Lineage: Eukaryota; Metazoa; Nematoda; Chromadorea; Rhabditida; Trichostrongylidae
Source: the annotation of a GenBank genome assembly
AUGAAAAUAGCUACCGCGAUUUCCUGCCUGUUUCUUCUGACACCAUUAUGGGCAGUUGAUUCGUAUGUCGAGUGUCCUUCCGACAGUGGAAUGACAGAUGAAGUUAGGCAUGCUUUUGUCGAUACGCACAAUAAACUCCGAUCGCAGACUGCUCAAGGAAAGGCUAAGAAUGCAUUCGGUGGAUUUGCUCCAAAAGCAGCUCGAAUGUUAAAAGUGAGUUAUGAUUGCGACAUGGAAGCUAACAUGAUGGCUUGGACAAAGCAGUGUCAUUUCUGGCACAACCCGCCCGCAGAGAGGAACUACUGGGGACAAAAUCUGUAUUCUGUGGGGGAUAAAUACUACAAUUUCACCUGGCCGUCAAUAGCAGAAACGGCCGUCAUAUCGUGGUGGCAGGAGUUACAGGUUUUUGGUGUACCAGAGGACAAUAUCGUGGCCUCGCCAAAUGAACACAAAACUGGUCACUACAUGCAGGUGGUCUGGCAAUGGACUUACAAAAUUGGUUGCGCAAUAACAUAUUGCCAUAAUGAUACAUAUGCAUGGACAAUCGCAGGAUGCAAUUAUAAUGCUUCAGGUGAUAAUCCUGGAUGGGUGGUCUACGAGAUGGGAGAUCCAUGCACAACUGACGACGACUGCAAAUGCGCUGGUUGCGUUUGUAGCAAAGAUGAGGCCCUUUGCAUUCCGCCAGAAUACGUUCCUCUUAAACCAGUUGCCAGUACAACCACCACACAAAAGCCAACUACAACAACAACAGUUGCACCACAUAACGCAGGAUCGUGUCCUCGACUUAAUAAUGGAAUGACUGAUGAGGCCAGGAAANUGUUCGUCGACAAGCACAAUGAGUACCGAUCGCUUAUUGCUAAGGGGCAAGCCAAGGGCAAAAAUGGACAAUUUGCUCCAAAGGCAGCUAGAAUGUUGAAAGUGAACUACGACUGCGAUGUUGAAGCAAAUGCGAUGGAAUGGGCCAAGAGUUGCACAUUUGGCCUCAACACUGCUGCCAUGUUGAAGCGCUGGGGAAAUAACAUGAAUAUGAUACCAUCUAAGAUUGAUAACAAGACAGAAGCUGCAGCAGAGAGCGUCACAGCCUGGUUCAGUGAAUUACAGAAAUAUGGUGUGCCUGAAAAGAAUGUUUUCACCAUGAAUAUUUACACGACUCUAAGUAAAUACAGUCAGUUGGCGUGGCAAUCGAGCAACAGAAUUGGUUGUGUAGUUGUACCUUGCUGGAGCUCUUGGACGGUUGUGGUAUGUGAAUACAAUCCAGGAGGAGACCUACCGAACGAAGUCAUCUAUGAUGUAGGAGAUCCCUGCACAAAGGAUGCCGACUGCCAAUGCUCCGGCUGCAUCUGCAGCAGAGAUGAGGCACUUUGUAUUGCUCCAUAA